CUGCAGAACGUUAUUUUCAAAACACGGCGAGACCUGAACCGCCUGAACUUCAACAUGGCAAGGAUCGUUCGCAUUUUCAAAACCCUGCGAAAUAAUUGGAAGAAAUCAACCGUUGGUUUUCUCCUCGUUUCUUAUGGAGUAAACUAUGGCGUCACAAAAUUCAGGACUAAAGAGAUGUUGAGACUUUAUUGUGAGGAAGCUAAAAGCUAUGGGGAUGUUCCACUUCCUAUAGGACUACCUGCUCGCCAAAUAACUGUAGUGUUGAAUCCUGCUUCAAAUGGAGGGAAAGGCAAAUCAGAAUUUGAGGAUUAUUGUGCUCCAUUACUUUAUCUUUCUGGAAUGAAGAUCAGUGUGGUCAAAACUGAAUCUGUUGGAGAAGCCAGAGGAUUGAUGGAAGUGAUGGAUAACUGUGAUGCAGUAGUUGUUGCUGGUGGAGAUGGAGCCAUAACAGAAGCUGUAACUGGAUUGCUGAGAAGGAAUGAUAGUGGGUUAGCAGUUCAACGAUUUCCUAUUGGUAUCAUCCCUGUAGGAAAACUCAAUAACAUUUCAAAAUCUAUCUUUAAGGAGCAUAAAGAUGAUAGAAUCAAACUCAUGGCUGAAGCAACUAUGGCAAUAAUAAGAGACUUUCAAAAACAGGUAGAUGUUAUGAAGGUAGAAAUAUUGGAAAAUUCAGAUAAUCCUACUGGAAAACCAAUUUACGCACUUGGUGAACUGAAAUGGGGAGCAUUUCGAGAUGUCGAGGAAAGAAUUGGGAAAUACUGGUUGUGGGGACCACUGAAGUCAUAUGCCGCCUAUUUCUUUGGAGCUUUCAAAAGUCUCACGUGGAAUUGCAAUGCACAGUUUCACUAUACCGUACCGUGUGAGGGUUGUAAUAACUGUAUGAGAAACAAGAUGCAAGAUGCAAAUGAGCUGAAAUUCGGUUCGCAAGUACAGAAUACUCGAUGGUGGCAUGCUUUUAUACCACGAACUAAAUCCGUAAAAGAUACAAAACAAGUCAAAGAUUAUUCAAAAGUUGUUAAUCCCGAAUGUGGGGUAUGGCAUCAGAAGGAUUUCUCAUCCGUAGAGUUCCAAGUUCUAACCGAAAACAAUGUAAAUUUCAGUCCUCCAAAUCUACCGAAACAUUUGGAAGUCAAUCUUGGACCUGAAAAUAUAAGUGGAUUUGAGUUCGUGAAAGAGGGUUGGCUAAGGACCAAAACAGAGACCAGUCACAUGAAUCGCGAAAAGAUUCUCGUACGCCAAUUUGAAAUGAUACCUAAAAUUGAAGAAAGUUCUAUAGCGGAAAAGGAAGCAACUGAAGAGGGAAAAAGUGUUGAAGUUGAAGAAAGGUGGUAUUCGAUAGACAAUGACAACUACGAAGUUAAACCAAUUCGAGUCACCGUUUUGCCAGACGCCAUUAAAGUUUUUAGCGCAUCUACCAGUAGAUAAAUUGUAUUUAUAAGAAAAUAAAACAAUUUAUAUAGCUUUCACAA
Messenger RNA from Daphnia pulicaria, 1469 nucleotides. RefSeq names its product acylglycerol kinase, mitochondrial-like (gene Mulk). Bases 55 to 1425 code for a protein of 456 amino acids. The record is from RefSeq and is a predicted model, not a curated record. Gene Ontology annotation, cellular component: TIM22 mitochondrial import inner membrane insertion complex; mitochondrion. Lineage: Eukaryota; Metazoa; Arthropoda; Branchiopoda; Diplostraca; Daphniidae. Gene Ontology annotation, biological process: protein insertion into mitochondrial inner membrane; ceramide biosynthetic process. The transcript has 8 exons. Gene Ontology annotation, molecular function: ceramide kinase activity; acylglycerol kinase activity; ATP-dependent diacylglycerol kinase activity.